Molecule: messenger RNA, 735 nt
Organism: Carassius auratus (goldfish)
Lineage: Eukaryota; Metazoa; Chordata; Actinopteri; Cypriniformes; Cyprinidae
Gene: ccl36.1
Product: chemokine (C-C motif) ligand 36, duplicate 1
Exons: 3
Coding region: 74-355 (93 amino acids)
Biological process (GO): immune response
Cellular component (GO): extracellular region
Molecular function (GO): chemokine activity
Source: RefSeq, a predicted model, not a curated record
UAUAGAGUAAAGCUUGUAGGACAUUAUCCAGUUGAUAACAGCUUUAUCUCAAGAAGAAGAAGAAUCUGCAGUUAUGCGUCAGUAUUUUCUUUGUCUUUUUAUUGGUCUUCUGGCAGUUGCAUUCCUCCAGUCUGGUGUAAGGGGCAACAAUGCCAAUUUACCAUCUGAAUGCUGUUUUAAUCUUUAUGGGAGAAAACUCCCCAUUGCUAAAAUUGAUUCCUACAUCGAGACAAGAGUGGAUUGCACCAAACCUGGAGUCAUUUUUGUCACAAAGAAGAGUUUUCGUAUAUGCGUGGAUCCUCAGCUGAGCUGGGUGAAGACUGCCAUGAAAGCAGUGGAUGAGCGUGAUCUUUAGUGAUGCUGCUGUGGUGAUGAUCAGUAUGCUCAAAGGAAUGCUUUUUUUUGUUUCUUAAGUGAAGUAUUAGCUCAGUAAUUCUCUUUAUGUAAUGCUCUGAUAUUCUUUUCAUUAUUAUCAUGUAAAGCAUCAUGUCAAGUAACUGCAUAUUCUGAUGCAUUAAGUGCUAAAAUAAUUGUUUUUCCUUUAACUAGUGUUAAUUUUACUGCAAAAUAACAUGUAAAAAGACAACAAUCACCCUGUUCUUAUGAGGAUUACAGGGACAAUUUAUGAUAGUAUUAUCUUAAUGUAGGCUGAAGAAAGAAAUGUGCUUUUGUUUGAUUCUGUAUAACAGCAGUUAUAGAUGUUCUUAAGUCUAAUAAAGCAGAAUACAAAAACGA